Messenger RNA from Anopheles maculipalpis, 1353 nucleotides. RefSeq lists its product as uncharacterized. NCBI's taxonomy places the organism in Eukaryota, Metazoa, Arthropoda, Insecta, Diptera, Culicidae. The record is from RefSeq and is a predicted model, not a curated record. Bases 1 to 1353 code for a protein of 450 amino acids. The transcript is spliced from 2 exons.
AUGAUCGCCAAACGAUUACCGUUUUUAGUGCUCGUAAGCAUCGUCUGUUUCCUCGGUGUAAGUUGGUGUGACAGGGAUAGUAAUCAACUUGCUAAAGAGCAGCUUAGUAAACCUUCUGACCUGGAUGCAGCGUUCUACGUGACGACAGAUUUCAUCCUACGCCUUAACAUUCUCAUCAAGCAUCUGGCACUGUACUCACUGGAUGAUGCACUCGACGCACGGCAAACGAUUCUGCAUGCCGGUGAGAUGUGGAAUCACACGCAAAAAUCGUUGGAAGAUCUUGUCCUACAUUCCCGAUCAGCGAUCGAUGUGCUUCCGGAUGGUAAUUUAACAAACACCUACCUACACGCGGCCCUGGAUGCGGUUCGAACGGAAAGGAGACACUUUAUGACACGAGUGGCAUUUUUCUAUCCUCCAAUGGCUACUGAGAUCGACGUGAUGGCGUUUAUCGAUCGUACGUAUCAAGAUGGCGGGAUGGUGACGACGAAUCCUGACAUAAUACUCCUAAUGCACUCAAGCGUACACCGACUGUCGAAAAUAUCGGAGGGACUAUUGAGUGCACUUGGAGCCGUCGUGUCCAACAGCGAUAAUCGACAGGCAAGAGCCAACCCAACGCAAGCUUCCGUCGAUUUGUUCAAUGAAGGGUUCUACCGUACCAUCGUAGACACUCAGUUAAACUUUCAAACGCAAGCGAAUCGACUAUUGAGACGCGUCCGUGCACAACUUGCCACCAUAACGCUAACCUCCGAGCUGGGUCUAUAUUUAACCAACUAUACCGGGCUUAUUACAAUGUUCAAAACGAACGUUACAACCCAUUUGAACCUGACCAGUGCCAACGUGAUGACGGCGAUGACCCUUAACCGCACAACGAUCGAUCUGCAGCUUAGUACCGGCAUUACCAACCUGCUAGCCUCGGUUGCAGCAUCCACCAGCCAUGCGUAUCUUGAGGUGUGCUUAAACCGUUACGUCUUCCCGUACUACGCCCAAUCGCUUGCCGUUGCAAAGCUUCUUUACUGUGGUGAACCGGAGUUACGUAUGCUAGAAUAUUUAGUUACAGUGGCCAUACCGAUCCUUGAGCGUGCCGCCAUAUCGGACAGCAGUGCAGUGAAGAUCAGUGUGAUCUGUUCAACGGGCUCAACUGAUUGUAUGACUAAUUAUUACAACUCACUAGCGGAUCAGUUUAUGGGGGCCCAAACACGGUUGACGAGUUACGUGGAGUUUAUCAAUCAGGAGCUGUUGGGACUAGAGCAGAGGGUGUACGUUUGCACCAACUCCACCGUGCUCGAUGUGGCGAACUAUGUAACCGUGAUAGCUACCCAAUUUGCCACCUGUUUAGAAACGGGAACAGUGUAA